AUGGCUGAGGUGAACCUGGGCGCCGGCUUCUACAUGGAGCGCAAGGAUGACGACAAGCACGACGUGAACGUGGUCGACAUGCUGCGCGCCGAGAUCGGCGACGGGCAGGCCGACGAGGUGCCGCCGGAGCUGCCGGAGGUCGGCAGCCAGCACACCUACAAGAGGAUCGUGGACGUGCGCUGCGACGCGAGCCACGUCGUGCUCGUCCCCUCCUGGCGGCCGAUCCCGAAAAAGACAUCCAAGAAUUUUGUGAUGAUGGAA
Molecule: messenger RNA, 261 nt
Organism: Mesorhabditis spiculigera
Lineage: Eukaryota; Metazoa; Nematoda; Chromadorea; Rhabditida; Rhabditidae
Source: the annotation of a GenBank genome assembly